CGAAGACGGAAGCCUGCGGAAAAAAGUGAAGAGGAGCGGAGUUGACGAGAUGGGGGGCUCCAAAGUGAAGGUGGCGGUGCGGAUCCGACCCAUGAAUAAGAGAGAAAUAGAUCUGCAUACAAAAUGUGUGGUAGAUGUGGAGACAAACAAAGUUAUUCUUCAUCCUGUGAACACUAACCUUUCAAAAGGAGAUGCUAGGAGCCAACCAAAGGUGUUUGCCUAUGAUCACUGCUUCUGGUCUAUGGAUGAAACUAACAAAGAAAAAUAUGCAGGUCAAGAUGUUGUUUUCAAGUGCCUUGGUGAGAACAUUCUCCAGAAUGCCUUUGAAGGUUACAAUGCAUGUAUUUUUGCCUAUGGACAGACCGGAUCUGGAAAAUCCUACACAAUGAUGGGCACUGCUGAUGAACCUGGAUUAAUACCUCGGCUCUGUAGCAGUCUCUUCGAAAGAGCCCAGCAAGAGGAGAGCGAAGAGCAGAGUUUUAAGGUGGAAGUAUCCUACAUGGAGAUUUAUAAUGAGAAAGUCAGAGAUCUCCUGGACCCAAAGGGGAGCCGUCAAUCUUUAAAAGUCAGAGAGCACAGUGUUUACGGACCUUAUGUAGAUGGUCUUUCAAAACUAGCUGUUGCCAGUUACAAGGAUAUAGAGUCCUUGAUGUCUGAAGGCAAUAAAUCUCGUACGGUUGCUGCAACAAACAUGAAUGAAGAGAGCAGUCGAUCCCAUGCUGUUUUCAAAAUUAUCCUCACACACAUAUUGUAUGAUGUAAAGUCAGGGACCUCCGGUGAGAAAGUAGGCAAGUUGAGCCUGGUUGACCUAGCAGGCAGUGAAAGAGCAACCAAGACGGGAGCUGCAGGCGAUAGGUUGAAGGAAGGAAGCAACAUCAACAAGUCUCUCACAACUCUUGGGUUGGUCAUUUCAGCCCUGGCAGAUCAAGCUGCUGGAAAAAAUAAGAACAAGUUCGUUCCUUAUCGUGACUCCGUGCUUACCUGGCUACUCAAAGACAGCCUUGGUGGCAACAGUAAGACUGCAAUGGUUGCUACCAUCAGUCCAGCAGCAGAUAAUUACGAUGAGAUACUUUCUACCUUGAGGUAUGCAGACCGAGCCAAGAACAUUGUGAACCAUGCCGUGGUCAAUGAAGAUCCCAAUGCCCGAAUCAUCCGAGAACUGAGGGAGGAAGUAGAAAAACUCAGGGAACAGCUUACCAAAGCAGAGGCUAUGAAAUCUCCAGAAUUAAAAGAUCGUUUGGAAGAGUCUGAAAAACUGAUCCAGGAGAUGACAGUAACCUGGGAAGAGAAGCUCAGGAAGACAGAGGAAAUUGCACAGGAAAGGCAGAAACAACUUGAAAGCCUUGGCAUCUCUCUUCAAUCAUCUGGGAUCAAAGUUGGUGAUAACAAGUGCUUUCUGGUGAAUUUGAAUGCUGACCCUGCACUCAAUGAACUUUUGGUCUACUAUUUAAAGGAACACACACUCAUUGGAUCUGAUAAUUCCCAAGACAUACAGCUCUGUGGAUUGGGGAUUCUUUCUGAACACUGUAUAAUAGAUAUCACUGGGGACGGACAAGUCAUGUUGACCCCUCAGAAGAAUACUAGGACAUUUGUGAAUGGUACAGCUGUUGUAGGUCCCACACAGCUACACCACGGUGACCGAAUUUUGUGGGGAAACAAUCACUUUUUCCGGCUGAAUUUGCCCAAAAAGAAAAAGAAAGUAGAAACAGAGGAUGAAGACAAAGAUAGUUCAAUGAAAGGAAGCAACAGCUCUGAACAGCUGGAUUUAGAUGGAGACAGCUCCAGCGAGGUAUCCAGUGAGAUCAGCUUCAACUAUGAAUAUGCCCAGAUGGAAGUGACCAUGAAAGCUCUUGGAGGAAAUGAUCCAAUGCAGUCCAUUUUACAAAGUCUAGAGCAACAGCAUGAAGAGGAGAAGCGGUCAGCACUGGAGCGUCAGCGACUUAUGUACGAGCACGAACUAGAACAGCUCCGGAGACGCCUGUCUCCAGAAAAGCAGCAUUUCCGCACCAUGGACAGGUUUUCCUCCCAUUCUCCCAAUGCACAGCAACGUUUACGCCAGUGGGCGGAAGAGAGAGAAGAGAUGCUCAACCACAGCCUGAGGAAAUUGAGGGAGCAGAUUAUGAAGGCCAACUUGUAUGUUAGAGAAGCCAGCUUCAUUGCAGAAGAAAUGGACAAAAGGACUGAAUACAAGGUCACCCUCCAAAUCCCAGCCUCAAGCCUUAAUGCAAACAAAAAGCGGGGUGCAGUGCUUAGUGAGCCAGCCAUUCAGGUGAGACGAAAAGGGAAAGGCAAACAAAUCUGGUCCCUGGAGAAACUGGAGAACCGGUUGGUAGAUAUGCGAGACCUCUAUCAAGAAUGGAAAGACUGCGAGGAAGACAACCUGGUUAUGAGGUCUUAUUUUCGGAGAGCAGAUCCUUUUUAUGAUGAGCAAAAGAACCACAGCCUCAUUGGAGUCGCCAAUGUCUUCCUUGAGAGUCUCUUUUAUGAUGUGAAGCUACAGUAUGCUGUGCCCAUCAUCAAUCAGAAAGGAGAGGUAGCAGGUCGCCUGCAUGUUGAAGUGGUACGUGUGAGUGGAGAUGUCGGGGAGAGAAUUGCAGGAGGCGAUGACAGCUUGGAGGGCUGCUUUGAAAAUGAUUUGCAGGAACACAAGUUAGUGUGCAUGAUUAAAAUCCUUCAAGCGACUGGUUUGCCUCAGCAUCUCUCCAAUUUUGUGUUCUGCAAGUAUUCUUUCUGGGACCAGCUGGAACCUGUGAUGGUUGCCCCUGAAAUGGAUCCUUCUUUGUCUCCCAUCAGCAAGGAGCCACGGUGUAUGGUUGUCUUCGAUCAUUGCAAUGAAUUCUCUGUCAAUAUCACUGAAGAUUUUAUGGAAUAUCUUUCUGAUGGUGCUCUAGCAAUUGAAGUGUACGGACAUAAGCAGUGUGAUUCUCGCAAAAACCCAACACUGUGGGAUUUAGGAAUAAUUCAAGCCAAAACACGAAGCCUCCGAGACAGGUGGAGUGAGGUCACCCGCAAAGUAGAGCUCUGGGUUCAGAUUCUGGAACUCAAUGAGAAUGGAGAAUACUGUCCAGUAGAAGUAACUACACCAAAGGAUGUACAUACAGGUGGCAUUUUCCAGCUCAAGCAGGGACAGUCACACCGAAUCCAAGUGGAAGUGAAAUCUGUGCAAGAAUCAGGAACAUUGCCCCUCGUGGAAGAAUCCAUCUUAUCUGUAGCAGUGGGCUGUGUGCAGAUCAGAUAUAUCAAGUCACCAAAAAGUCAUGAGAAUUAUCAGGAAGAAGUUGAUGACAUGGACAGUUAUCAGGAUAGAGAUCUAGAAAGGCUGCGCAGGAAAUGGUUAAAUGCUCUUACAAAACGCCAAGAGUAUCUAGAUCAACAACUGCAGAAACUUGUGGGAAAGCCUGACAAAUCAGAAGAUGAUGUUGAUCGAGAAGCUCAGCUGUUAGAGAUGAGGUUGACCCUUACAGAAGAGAGGAAUGCUGUAAUGGUGCCAUCUGCUGGCAGUGGGAUCCCUGGAGCACCUGCUGAGUGGAUACCUGUGCCUGGUAUGGAGACACACAUUCCAGUCAUUUUCCUUGAUUUAAAUGCAGAUGACUUCAGCUCUCAGGAUAAUCUUGAUGAGCCAGAAGCUGGUGGCUGGGAUGCUACCCUUAUUGCUGAAGAUGAAGAUGAAUUCUUUGAAUUACAGAUUGUAAAGCACCAUGAGAGUGAGGUGAAAGCUGAAGCUUCCUGGGAUUCCACAGUUCACAACUGUGCACAGCUUAGCAGAGGGACAAUGGCUGAACAGAGAGUCUUCCUGAUUGUGAGAGUUGCAGUGCAGCUCAGCCAUCCAGCAGAAAUGCAGCUUGUCCUUCGUAAGCGGAUCUGCGUCAAUGUUUAUGGCAAACAGGGUUUUGCUCAGAGUUUGCUGAGAAGAAUGUCUUACCGGAGUUCUGUACCUGGCUGUGGAAUCACCUUUGAAAUUGUUUCAAAUAUCCCAGAGGAUGCUCAGGGGGCAGAGGAACGUGAGGCAUUAGCAAAAAUGGCAGCCAAUGUUGAAGAUGCAGCAUCUGCUGCUUCAGAAGUCCAUAUAGAAAAAUACCUUCGAAGUGUGUUGGCUGUAGAAAACAUCCUUACCCUUGAUCGGUUGCGCCAGGAGGUUGCUGUGAAGGAACAGCUAACAGGCAAGGGAAAACUUUAUCGGAAGAGUCUCAGUUCACCAAAUGUCAAUCGACUAUCGGGUAGCCGCCAAGAUCUAAAUCCAACAUACAGCCUUGCUUCUUACAAAUUUCCCAAGGUCGUGGCAGAGAGUCGAUGGGAAAGCCAGCAAGAUAUUUCUCAGAUUUCAACAGAGUCCAGAUCCAGUGCAAGUCUCCAUGGUUCAACUCAGCAAAAUGGUUCUACAGACCAAGGACUCGGUAGCCUGGCUGCCUCUUACUUGAAUCCUGUAAAGUCCCUCGUGCCUCAGAUGCCAAAGCUGCUCAAAUCUCUGUUUCCUGUUAGAGAUGAAAAAAAGGGCAGGCAGACCUCUCUCCUUGCACAGCAGCCAGUCCCACGAAUUACGAUUCAGCCUGCCAGGAUUGAUGCCAGUCCUGCAAAAAGCCAACAGGUUACCCAAGGACAAGGAAGCAAAGGACCUUUUGAGGUGAGUUUGCAGUUGACCGAGUUGGGGAAGAACCUUGAAAAAUCAACCAAAGUGCCUUUACAGCAGCCCACAGUGGACAUCCAAGCACAAGAUUCUCAAGAGGGUCCACCAAGUCCCUUGAGUGAAGCCUCCAGUGGAUACUUCUCUCACAGUGUUUCUACAGCAACCCUUUCUGAAGCACUUGCAUCAGGAAAUGACCCCCAUCUUCAACCCAGUAGUCAGAUGUCCACCAUAAAUGAUGCCUCCUCAAGUUCAACAACCCCUAAGGUGGUGUCUUCAACAGAGGGUCCUAUAAAAUCAUGUUCUGAUUUAGCUUCUCAAUGUUGCCAUUCUCUUCCAAAGAGGGAUCCAGUUCUCUCUGGCCUUAAAGAUGAUCAAAUUGACAAGGACAAUGAGAAAGUGAGCCAUAAUGGCAACUUAAAAUCAAGAUCUGUUGAUUCUGCCAUUGCUCUAAAUGAUGAUCAGGUUUCUCCUUCCCUAGUUACAGAGGAUACACAUUGCUGUUCUAGCUCUCCUAAUAAGAAACAAAUACAGUUGACAGAGACAGCAGUCUUAUUACCAUCAGAGAGUCCUCUUUCUGUCCCAAAGGAGGCUCCCAUUUAUAAAACAGGACCUUCAAAGCCUCAGGCUAUGGCAGACCUGUCUUCUCAGUCCAGCACUACAACUUCUCCCUUCAAAAUCCAAAGAGUACGAACAUCAGAACUCAAGUCCUUCUCCAGUAUGUUGAGUGGGGAUCCAGGAGCUUCUUUGUGUUCAGAGGAAGAAAAGAGCCGACAGAAUUCAGAAGAUUCAGACCAGAACAAUAGCAUAGAUGCUGGUUCUGAAGGGAAAUUGGACGCAGCAGCAUCUGAUUCAGAGGAAACCAACGAAAUCCCAGAUUGGCUGAAAGAAGGCGAAUAUGUAACUGUUGGCACGAAUAAAAUGGGCACCGUGAGAUACGUUGGUCCAACAGACUUCCAGGAGGGAACCUGGGUUGGAGUCGAGUUGGAUUUGCCAUCAGGGAAGAACGACGGCUCAAUUGGAGGCCGGCAGUACUUCAAAUGCAAUCCAGGCUAUGGGCUCCUGGUGAAGCCAAGUCGAGUCAAAAGAGCUACAGGCUCUGCAAGGCGCCGGAGUGCUGGAAUGAAACUACAGGCCACAACUGGGACCGCAACUGAGCACCGGCGGAGUGGCACGUUCUCAGGCUCAGCCUCCAAUUUGGCUUCUUUGACUGCUUUAGCCAAGACAGAAGGAGGAUCAGUUCCACAGACCGAGAAAAGUAAAAAGAACACAGAAAACAGGAAAUCAUGGGCUACUUGAGAGCGUUUCCCAAUGGGCAUGUCUACCUGGCUCGCAACACUACUGUGUGAAGCUGACCCUUCCUUUCUUCCUUCUUUCCUUCCUUCCUUCCUUCCUUCCUUCCUUCCUUCCUUCCUUCCUUCCUUCCUUCCUGAAUGGCCUUUCUUUGCACUACUAAGCCAGUUGGAGGAGAUGGUUGAUUUGUGUCAGAGUAUAUGCAUACUCUCAAUUUCUCUUACUGAAAUUUGUUGACCUUUGUCAUGAUGGAGUAACAAUGAGACUCUUGAUGCAAAUGGUGACCUUUCCCAGUGUGUUCUUCCAAAUCUCUCCUUUCAUUCCCCGGCCGUUCAAAGGAAGUCUUCUAUAAGAGAUGUUGGCAGGGCUUAUUUUCUAGAAAGACUGCCAAAUGCUGCUUACUAUCAAAACAUUGUCCUUCCAAGGCUCAUCAUUAAACCACAGUAAACCAUUGAGAAUCAUAGAAUUUGGCAGAUCACAGCCUAUUGGAAAAAGUGCCUGUCUUCUUAUGAUCUUUAAACUGUUCUUGUUGAUAUCAGUGGAAAAUAUUGUCUCUCAUUCUACUCGAAUGGCGAUUGGAGAUUAGCCUACAUGCAUGUUGCUUUUCUUUUCUUUUUUUUAAUUCCCAAUUUUUAAUUCUCAAUGUGUUAGAUUACAGUCUAACACAGGGGUCUCCAACCUUGGCAACUUUAAGACCCAGUCUUAGGGUCUUAAAGUUGCCAAGGAUGGAGACCCCUGGUCUAACAUAUCUGACCUUUUCCAUAAGGCUUUGCUUUUUUCCCCUCUUCUAGUGAUUUAUUAUUAUGGUUGACUGCAGAGUCAGCCAGAUGUUUUGAUUGGAUUUGGCUUUUUUUUUAAUCAACCAAUCAUGUCCUUCCCAAGGACCUUGGGUAGGGAGAUGUUGUUGUUUCAUGUUGUUAAAGGUAUUAUUAGUAUUAUUAUUUUCAGCAAUCCCUUCAGUGCUGUUGUAUUUAUAAAGUAAACCUCGGCAUUGGGCAUUCUUCGCCUUUGUUUUAAGUAACAUAAUGCAAAGAGGGAAUUCAAAGCCCUAGAGGUAGGGUGGGCCUUCCUUAUGAUCUGGAUUUUCACCAGUGAUAACCCUGACUAAACUAUGCUUGUCCAUGUUGCUAGAGCUAUAUUAUUUAUUUGUUAUUUAUUGUUUUCUUUUUAAAGAGAAGCGUAGGGAAUCCCUUGCGACUUACAAUCAACCCACUGCCUACUAUUGCACAGAAACACACACGGUUCACGGUAAUCUGCUUCUUUCCAUAUACUCACGCUGUCUUCCUCCUAUGGAAGAAGAGGGGGUGAAUUCAAAAUGAAUAUACGUUAUAUAUGCCUGCAGGAUUUUGAGGUCACAACUUGAAUGCUGCGCGUCAUUUCCAUGGGUGCAAUUGGAUCUUAUCUGCAGAACUUUCAGCCAGCAAUGGCUUCUCCAUGGCUUGAAAAUCUCUUUUGGAAAAGUCCCAAACAGGGAGAUGAAAUUAGCUUUGUUGCCCAGAUAGAAUGAGGUUUAGCUAUUUUAAAAUGAGGGCAAAUAGCUCAGGGGUGAAUCAGAUGCUUUGCCUGCAGCAGGUUCCAGAUUGAACCCAGCUACAGAGAGUGUUGAGAAAGGUUCUUGCUCAACAAACACUAAGGAGAACAAUUGCCAGGAAGCUGUGUUACAUGGGCCAGGGGUUUGGCCUCGGAUAAUCUGGCUUCCGAUGCUCCUGUGAAAGACUGCAGGAAUGUCCAAAGUAAAAUGGUUGGAAAUUGAGCAGAGGGAUUUUAUGGAGAACAUUAGGCAAUGGCAGACACACCUAAAUGAUGCCAAUGAGAGAAAAAUCUUUCGGUUCCUCGGAUGUAGCUAGCCACCAAAAGAUAUCGGAGACUGAGAAGGAGAACUGCUGGAAUGUCUAAGGCAGGGGUGUCAAACUCAAGGCCCGGGGACUGGAUCUGGCUCACGAGGUGCUUAGAUAUGGCCUGCAGGGUUGCCCUAGAAACAGUGAAGGACUGGCCUGAGCUCCAUUUUUGCUGACAGAGGGUUGCAGGAGGCCAUCCCAGCUGGAAACAGAGCUCGGGAGCCCGUUUUUGCUGGCAGAGCACUUAGGCCAGCACAGCCCCCCACCCCGACACAAGUGAUGUCAAGUUAGUCACACCCACCCUGGCCACACCCACUCUGCCCCCCUCUCCCGCCAAGUUAAAAAACAACCCUAAUGUGGCUCUCAAUUAAAUCAAGUUUGACACCCCUGGUCUAAGGGUUUGCUUAGCAGCCUAUAAAUUCUCAUGACCUAUAUUUUUAUAUCCUCCUUCCAUAUGCUGCUAAUAGACUCUCUUUGUACUGGUGAGCUUAAGGAAAUUGAUCUAACUAUUACAUCUUAAAUGACUUCCUUCUGUACUAAUUUGAUUUUCUAACUGAAGAAAACUGUUAUACAAUUAAAGCUGCAGCUAAGGAGAAUGAGGAAACUGGCAGCAGCGCUUCGCAGUUUCCAGAGAGCCUUCAUUUUCUUGCUUGCUUUGUGUAUAUGGAAUUGGAAUAUUUUAUGCGUGUAGAACAUUUACAUGAUUUCAAGAGGUCUUUCUUUCCAACAAAACAAAAAUCAUUUUUUUUUUAAAAAAAAUCUUCCUGCCAAUCCAGGCAGGAUGAAAUUAUAUUGAAGCCUUGUUAAAAUCAAUGCACUAAUAAUAUUCUUAGAUUUCUGCCCUCCUUCAAGAUAGUUUUAUUAGGUGGGUGACAAACACUAGAAAAAUGGUCCACCACUGUCCUGCUUACAACUACAACUUGGACGACUACUUUCUGUUUAGUUACCUACUAUUGAAUUUUAAUUUUUUAAAUAAUUUAUUUUAUUAGAAGUUUUACAAAGGACAUAAAAAUUAACAUCAACUAAUAAAAAUAAAAAGCAGAAAAGGUAGACAAGAAAAAGAAAGAAAAAAGAUAAAAAUGCAGAAAGAAAGAAGAAAAAGAUGAUUUUUUUUUUUUGAUGUGCAGGCCUUUUCUAAGUUUUUUACAUGCACUUUAUCCUAAAGCAGGGCUGUCAAACUCCUGUCCCGUAGGCCAGAUGUGACACGUGCUGGCCACACCCACACCCAGUUUAGUGAAGGGGGAAAAUGUCCCAAUAUGUCAUGUGAUGCUGCCUUGACAAUGUGAGUUUGACACCUAAAGGAAAACAGAGCUAGCCUCACAAGAAAUGCUGACAGGCUGUGGACAAUUUAGAGUUUCUUUAGGGCUGUGAUUUUCAAAUGUUUUGAGUGCACAUUACAGAUGAUCUUGGUUUUUUUAAAAAAUUAAAAAUCCCAGGAUCCUUAUCAAGAGAGCAUUCCAGUGAUAGAAAACUGGCUGCAUGUGAGUGAACCUUUUUAUUUUUGCCCUUAGACUCUCACAUAAACCUAUCAAGUUUUCACAAAACUCUAGCCUUCCAUGGGAUGCAGUUUUAGAAACCCUGAUUUAGAUACUUGUAAAUUUGGGUUCAUUAUAAUCUCUCUACCUCCUCUCUCUCUCUCUCUCUCUCUCCAUCUCUAGUGCUGAGUCUACUUCUUCUCCCAACAAUGUAAUCUGUAUUUUAUUCAGCAACCAAGGUACACUAUCUACAAUGCAGAAUAGCUUUCAAGGAUUAUUUGAAAAAAUAGUGAAGGAAGAAGAAAUAAGAAAGUGUUGAUUUAAAAGCAUACUGAGGGGGUAAAGAGAUUCCCACUGGUUUUCUGGACUGGAAAAGUGAACUUUACAGGACAGAGCCUUUUCCAAUAGUAAAAUUCUUCUCUCUCCCUCCCCCUUCCCCAAUUAAGCUCUAUUUCUGUUCUUAAAGCAAAUAGAGCAGGGAUGGCUCUGGUGGAAUAAGCUGAAGAGGUUUCCCCAGCUUGAGUAAUCAGGAAGCUGUGUUAACAAAGGCAAUUGCCUUGUUCAAAUGGGUUUUGAAAUAUUGUUGAGGUUCUGCUUAGAAAAGAAUAUUCCUUUUGUUUCCGUCCAUUAACUUCUAAAGCAAAAGCUUUCUGAAGUGCUCUACUCAAACCACCAGUCUUCUCUGCAACUAAGAAGUCUGUCUUAAACAUUAAAAUAUUUCUAAAAUGUUAUCUAAUUGAUUUACUGCUGCAUUCCUUUUGCACAUGAUUUGCAUCCAACAAUUUUAAGCAAAACAAUGUUGUGAUGGUUGUGAUAGGCAUCUGUAAGACUGCCUUGCAAGAAAUGACAUGUAAUUCCAAUAGCUACAGCUGUUUCAUUUUAGCCAGGCCACACCAUGGUGCCUUAGUUCAAAAGCUGGUUGACCAUUACCCCUCCCACAUAUCUCACUGGCAAUUGAUUUAUACUGCAAGCUUGGUUUUUUUCAGUGUGUAUGGUUCAGUAUCCCAUUCUGAAUGUUUUGGUUGCCAUCAUCUUCCUUUGUCAAAGUUCAUACCUUUGUGGAAGAGAUUUGAAGAUUAGAAAGUGGUGAAAAAUGUGCAUGAUGAGCAUGUGCACCAUGCAGCCUUCAUAGAGAGGCUGUGUUAUUUCAGUCUUGUCUGUAAUAUGUCAGAAUUGGAAAUUGACCAUAUCAUGUGAUGAGCAACAUUAGUAGAUCAGCCAUGUAGUUGGAGCAGUUCCUUAUAGUGAAACUAGGAUAAUGAAUGGCUCUGUUUGUAAAUUGCCCUGACAAUGUACAAAACUCUUACGUUGAGAUAGUAUGGCAUUGUCACUUAAAAGUUCUUAGGAUCUAGGUUCAAACUCCCAUUUAUCCCCAAAGUUCACUUGGUGCCAAUGGAAACUUCUACCAGAUCUUUAUCUAACAGGCUGCUUGUUACUUACUUCAAGUAAUUGAAGUAAUUUAAAUGGAAUUUAAAUUAAUCAAUGCAAAAAUUAUAUAAUUCUCUUCUACAUAAGUCUUCCUUUUAUAUCACUCUUCAUAAUCUUGAUUGGUGCUGACUUAUAUGUUGCACCCAUUGCAACAUGCUAGGCAAUGUUUAAUAAUGACAAUUGGCACUCCAUGGAAUAUAGGAGCCUGCAUGAUUCAAAGGCAUCAUCCUGUCUGUAGAUUCUGCUUGAAAAUUGAGACUCUUCAUGGCAGAUGCAACAUCUCUUUACAGUUCUUACACCUUUUCAGUGUCACAAUGCCUUUCUUUUGGGCAGAAAAGUGGGAUAAACUAAUAUUAUUUUGUAUCAGAAUUUUAAAGUCAUUUUUACAGAGAUGAGGCCAAAAGCCACAUGGAAAGCUAUUCGGCAUGACAGUAUUCGCAGGGCCUCUCAUGACUCUCAUCACUGUCCAUCUAACAUAACUUAAUGUUCACAGUUAAGGUAUCCUGAAAGACCUACUGUACGAAUAGAAGAUGAGCUUGUAUUUGGAGAACAAGAUCACCUUCCAAGCAACUCUACCCACUAGGCUAUUCAAAGCAUUUCAUUGCCUGGACACUAACUUCCUGUUUUUGAGAAGCUUGUUUCUUGUCUGUUGAUUUGUCAUUUUGUAAAUGUUGGGAACCUGUAUAUAAAGAACAAAUGUUGAGACUGGUUUUCCAGAAGUAUUGUUGGUUGUACCUUUUUAAAAGAUGCUAAAAUCCAAAGAUUCUUGUAAUGAAGUGUAAAGUUUGUAAUGCUCUCUCUUGUAUUAUAUACUAAACUUGUAAUAUUGUACCAUAUCUGUGACAAAUGUUCCCUAAAUAAAAUACUUUCCUUCUGUCAA
Pantherophis guttatus is the source of this 11535-nucleotide messenger RNA. RefSeq names its product kinesin family member 13B (gene KIF13B). Gene Ontology annotation, biological process: microtubule-based movement. Lineage: Eukaryota; Metazoa; Chordata; Lepidosauria; Squamata; Colubridae. Gene Ontology annotation, molecular function: ATP binding; microtubule binding; microtubule motor activity. The record is from RefSeq and is a predicted model, not a curated record.